Molecule: messenger RNA, 2420 nt
Organism: Capsella rubella
Lineage: Eukaryota; Viridiplantae; Streptophyta; Magnoliopsida; Brassicales; Brassicaceae
Product: protein FAR1-RELATED SEQUENCE 4
Exons: 3
Coding region: 160-2331 (723 amino acids)
Biological process (GO): regulation of DNA-templated transcription
Molecular function (GO): zinc ion binding
Source: RefSeq, a predicted model, not a curated record
AUUUCUCUCGAAUGUUUUUUUAUUUUACUCCUUCGGAUCUUACUAAAAACCACAGAUGAAUCAGUUUCUGUGAUUUUUUUUGUCUAUAAUCUGCUUCGUUUGUUGUAAUCACCGGUCUGUAUCGAUAAAUUUUGGUGAGGGGUUGGAGCUUCUUCUGAAAUGGAGUUUGAGACUCACGAAGAUGCGUAUUUGUUCUACAAAGAUUACGCUAAAUCCGUUGGUUUUGGGACUGCGAAAUUGAGCAGUCGAAGAUCGAGAGCUUCGAAGGAGUUCAUCGAUGCCAAAUUCUCUUGCAUACGCUAUGGAAGCAAACAGCAAUCUGAUGAUGCGAUUAACCCUAGAGCUUCCCCUAAAAUCGGAUGCAAAGCGAGUAUGCAUGUGAAGCGAAGACCAGACGGGAAAUGGUACGUUUACAGUUUCAUCAAAGAGCACAAUCACGAGCUUUUACCAGAGCAAGCUCAUUUCUUCAGGAGCCACAGAAACACCGAGCCUGUGAAGUCCACCGAUGCUCGUUUGAGGAGGAAGAAGAACAGUCCCUUGACUGAUUGUAAACAUCUCAGUGCUUAUAAUGAUCUUGAUUUCAUAGAUGGUUACAUGAGGAAUCAGCAUGAUAAAGGACGGAGACUUGUUCUUCACGAUGGUGAUGCUCAAAUCUUGCUUGAGUUUCUUAUGCGUAUGCAGGAGGAGAAUCCCAACUUCUUUUUCGCUGUUGAUUUCAGUGAAGAUCAUUUGCUGAGAAAUGUGUUCUGGGUUGAUGCUAAAGGGAUUCAAGAUUAUAAAAGUUUCAGUGAUGUGGUUUCUUUCGAUACAACUUAUUUCCUGAGUAAAUAUAAGAUACCGUUAGUUCUUUUUAUUGGAGUCAAUCAUCAUGUUCAACCUGUGUUGCUUGGUUGUGGAUUGCUUGCAGAUGAUACAGUUUACACUUAUGUCUGGUUGAUGCAAUCUUGGCUAGUUGCAAUGGGUGGUCAAAAACCUAAAGUAAUGCUUACUGACCAAAACAAUGCUAUUAAAGCAGCUAUUGCUGCGGUCUUACCGGAAACUAGUCAUUGCUAUUGCUUGUGGCAUGUACUGGACCGGCUUCCCAUGAAUCUGGACUAUUGGAGCAUGUGGCAAGACACUUUCAUGAAAAAGUUUUUCAAAUGUAUAUACAGGUCAUGGUCUGAGGAGGAAUUCGAUAGGAGGUGGUUGAAAUUGAUAGACAAGUUUAAUCUUAGGGAUGUUCAGUGGAUGCGGUCUUUGUAUGAGGAUCGUAAGUUCUGGGCACCUACCUUUAUGAGGGGAGUAUCAUUUGCUGGGUUAUCAACACGUUAUCGUUCAGAAAGCGUGAAUUCUUUGUUUGAUAGGUAUCUUCAAGUUGAAACUUCACUUAAGGAGUUCUUAGAAGGAUAUGGACUAAUGCUAGAAGAUAUGUAUGAAGAGGAAGCCAAAGCAGAUUUUGAUGCUUGGCAUGAAGCACCUGAGUUGAAAUCUCCAUCACCUUUUGAAAAGCAAGUGUUACUUGUGUACACACAUGAAAUAUUCAGAAAAUUCCAACUUGAGGUUUUGGGUGCUGCUGCUUGCCACCUUACAAAGGAGAGUGAGGAAGGAACAACUUACAGCGUUAAGGACUUUGACGACGAUCAGAAAUAUUUGGUCGACUGGAAUGAAUUUAAGUCAGAUAUUUACUGCUCUUGCCGUUCCUUUGAGUACAAGGGAUAUCUCUGUAGACAUGCAAUUGUUGUCCUCCAAAUGUCUGGUGUUUUCACCAUUCCGAUAAACUAUGUGCUGCAAAGAUGGACUAAUGCAGCUAGAAACAGACAUCAGAUCAGUGGAAACCUUGAACUUGUGCAGUCUAAUAUCCGUCGUUUCAAUGAUCUUUGCCGCCGAGCCAUCAUUUUGGGAGAAGAAGGAUCUCUCUCCCAAGAAAGUUAUGACAUCGCCAUGUUUGCAAUGAAAGAAGCUUUUAAACAAUGUGCUAUCAAGUGUAAUACCAUCGAACAUCCCGCCAGAUGUGAUGACGCUGCAAUUCAAGUAGGAACUGUCCAAGAAGGAAAUCAAUAUGGAUCCACACUGAAGCAGGUUGAAUUCGAACCUAACAUACUUGCAGGCAAUGCUCCCGUGCAAGCUGAAACCAGAAAGGAGAAGCAAAGUAGCCUAAACAAUACAUCUAAAAAGUCAAAGCAUAUGGCUCAAUCUGAAACUGUUGGUGAGGGAAGCCAAGAAGGAUUUCAACAUGUGGCAGUGUCAGGGCAAUUUCACAACACAAUGCCAGGAAUUUUCCAAAAUGCAAUCUCCACGGAGUUCCACAAUUUUGCGGCUACAAAUAUGCAUCAGAACAAUCCCCCUGGGUAAAAGAAUUACCGCCGACAAGCUUGAUAGCUUUCUUUGUGUGUAAUAUAAUUCCUGCACUCCUUGUUUACCGGCUUUUCCUCUGGUUCCAU